Daucus carota subsp. sativus is the source of this 1815-nucleotide messenger RNA. Its product is annotated as serine/threonine-protein kinase PCRK1. Bases 294 to 1577 code for a protein of 427 amino acids. Gene Ontology annotation, biological process: protein phosphorylation. The record is from RefSeq and is a predicted model, not a curated record. The transcript has 5 exons. Gene Ontology annotation, molecular function: protein kinase activity; ATP binding. NCBI's taxonomy places the organism in Eukaryota, Viridiplantae, Streptophyta, Magnoliopsida, Apiales, Apiaceae.
GUCAAUCUCCCAACUGUCAUCUAAAGACUUCUUCUUUUAGUCGUUGCUUGCUCAUAUGUAUGUCUUCCUUUGUAUAUAUGUUUGUAAUAAUACUGCUACAUAUACUCAUUAUUAAUACUCCUAUUAUUAUCAUCAAUUCAUCAUCACGCAUCUUACUCAUUCUUAAUCUUUGUGCAAGCUGUACUCCCUAGUAUCUAGUAAAACAUCUUUAUUCAGAUUAUCUUGAUCAAUCAGACCAGUCCCUGUUUUUAAAGCUAAAGUGGUAGUUGCAUUUUUUGCCAACUGAAGAGGGUAUGAAGUGCUUCCCAUUCAACAUCAGACAAAGGACGGAUGACAAGAAGCAAUCACAGCCUAAUUCUUUUCAGUCAUCUGUAACUGUCUCUACUGAUCGAGCAACUAAGAACUCUGGAUCUGAGUCGAAUUCUAGGAAUAUUUCUGAUAGUAGCUCAAAUUUAGGAAGGACCAAAAAUACCUUCCCUAGCUUUUCUCAGCAGUCCAGCAAUCUCAGAGUGUUCACAUUUGCUGAUCUGAAGGUAGUCACCAAGAAUUUUAGCAGAUCCACCAAGAUCGGAGAGGGUGGAUUUGGGUGCGUUUAUAAAGGUGUUGUUAAGAUUUCUGAAGAGCCUAAGAAGCUUGAAGUGGCUGUGAAGCAACUUGGUAAAAGAGGCUUUCAGGGUCACAAGGAAUGGGUGACUGAAGUUAAUGUUCUUGGGGUGGUUGAACAUCCAAAUCUUGUGAAACUAGUGGGAUACUGUGCCGAAGAUGAUGAAAGAGGAAUACAGAGGCUUCUAAUUUACGAAUUCAUGCCUAAUGGAAGUGUGCAUGAUCAUUUAUCAACUCGGUCACAGAAUCCUCUUUCAUGGGAUAUGAGAAUGAAGGUAGCACAAGAUACUGCCCGUGGUUUAGCAUACUUGCAUGAGGACAUGGACUUUCAGAUCAUCUUCAGAGAUUUUAAAUCUUCCAACAUUCUCUUAGAUGAGAACUGGAAUGCUAAGUUGUCAGACUUUGGAUUGGCAAGAUUGGGUCCUGAAGAAGGGCUUACCCAUGUUUCAACUGCGGUUGUGGGAACAAUGGGAUAUGCAGCUCCAGAAUACAUCCAAACUGGGCGUCUAACAGCCAAGAAUGAUGUGUGGAGCUAUGGUGUCUUCCUCUAUGAACUUAUUACGGGCAGGUCCCCUGUUGACCGGAAUCGUCCUAAAUCUGAGCAGAAGCUUCUGGAAUGGGUAAGGCCUUACUUAUCAAACCCAAAGAAGUUUAGGUUAAUAAUCGACCCUAGAUUUGAAGGGAAGUAUCCAAUCAAGUCAGCCCUGAAAUUGUCAAAGAUAGCCAAUCAGUGCCUGGCCAGAAACCCAAAAACACGUCCAAAGAUGAGUGAAGUGUUGGAAAUGGUGAAUCAGAUUAUAGAUCCAGCAACAUUGGCUGACAGGAAUAGGCCAGAGCGGAUGCUUUCAGCUCCGCCAGAAGCAGCUCAUCAGGAAAGCACUGAGCAGACUGGGAGAAAAAGAAAAAUAAUUGAAAUUGUCAACGGUUCUUGGCUGGCUCACAUGUGGUCAUCAAAGCCUGUAAAAACCUCUUGACUGCAGAUUUUGUGAUCAUAUAUAGAAUUUUGUCAGAGGUUUUUGUUAUUGGGGACUAUGAAAAUCUUUAGGGGGUUAAUGGAGGGUAGAUAAUGAACGACAUUUCUUCAGAAACAUGUAUAGUCUAUAGAUAUUGUCUUUGCAGUUUCAACAUUCUAGUCAGGAGCAUUUGACUUGCAUGGGAGCUGGACAUAUUUUUUGUGCCACUAAAUAUAUUUUUUAUAUGGUAUUAAGUAAA